Cuscuta campestris is the source of this 1446-nucleotide messenger RNA. The record is from the annotation of a GenBank genome assembly. Lineage: Eukaryota; Viridiplantae; Streptophyta; Magnoliopsida; Solanales; Convolvulaceae.
UUGAGUUGAAAUCAUAAUUCAAUAUGGUAUCAGAGCCUAUUGAUCCGUCUCUUCCUUCUCGAUAACACAAAGAAAAAAAUCGGCCUAGCCGAUUCGUCUUCCCACGCCGCCGAUCUCCACCAAUCGGCCAUGGCUGCUCAAUCUUCUGAUCCCAUGGAUCGUCUGCCUACGGGUUUGAAAUUAUUUGUCCGGAAUCUUCAAUCUCUAACUCCGGUCAAACUUGAUGAUACAAAUUAUCCUUCUUGGUCUGCUACGGUUCGUGCAAAUCUCAUCGUUCAUCGUCUCCUCGGAUAUGUUGAUGGUUCAGAAGUGCCUCCUCCACCCCUUGUUCUGGACGAGAAAGCUGCCGCCCCUGGCAAGGAUGAACUGCCAGUUAUGAAACCCAAUCCUGCUUAUGACUCAUGGGUUCUUGUUAAUGCUCAAAUCCGGGCCUGUCUUCUUGCUAUUGUUUCUCCAACCGUUCAGACUCAUAUUCAUGCUCUUCCGUCCUCUGCUGCGAUCUGGAAUCACCUCGAACAACGGUACAAUUCUCUAUCACGUACUCAUAUUUUUCAAUUGAAGGAGCGCCUACAUAGCAUUCAAAAGGGCACUGAUUCCAUGCAAACAUACCUGGACACUGUUCUCACUAUUGUCUCAUCUCUGAAAUUGGCUCAUGAGGACAUCUCUGAACAAGAUAUUAUCCUGUGUGUGCUUCGAGGCCUCCCUACGGACUAUGCCUCGCUCAAACAAAACGUUCGUACUAAUAUUGCAACCGUCACUUUUAAUCAAGUAUCUGCGUGGUUGCUCUCGGAAGAAUUAAAUCUCACCUUUGAGAAGAAAUUGCACCUUGGUGACACUGGUUCUCCCUCGUCAACAGAUCUUCACCAUGCAUUAUUCACCAAUUCAGGACGAGGUGGAUUGCGGAUUCAAAGAGUUGUUUCGUCCUCAUCCUCGACUGUUGCUUACUCGACUACCGCUGCUAUUGCCGUGGUGCUGUGGGUUCAUGCCGACAAGGUUCCUCGUGAUGCUGCCUAUCAAAUCGGAGAGGGGUGCUGUAUUUAUAGGACUGGACGCGAAGCGUCCGACCCCAGCCGUCCAGAUCCAAAGCGUCCAAAAUUGGACACCUUACACGGCCCGUCCAUUCGUUGCUCGCCACGUGGCUUUCGUGAUGCCCAAUCUUUGCCAAGCGUCCAAGGGGAAGCGUCCAACCUGCAAAGCGUCCAAGGCUUGGACGCUUCGGGCCUUCUCCUGUGGGCUUUUUCCGCGGCUUGAUCCAAUUCAGGCCCAAUUUCAAUUUUUACUUUGCUUCGCAGUUUGUUUCAGCUUCCUCCGAUAUUCUCAUGAUAAAAUUCUCAGUUAAAAACUUGUUUUUCUUUCAAAUAAGAGCAGAAAAAUCAACAAUCUAGACUGGACGAACUUUAAACCAAUUAUUAUUCCUUAAAGAACAAAUCAAGGAUAUUGUUCAUU